AUGACUCCCUUAUCUUCCUACUUUAUCCAGGACGACAUCCUCAUGGGGACCCUGACCGUGCGAGAAAGCCUUUACUUCGCAGCCGUCCUCCGACGGAAAGCAUCCUGCACCAAGGCCGAAACCAAAUCCAAGGUCGAUGAUGUUUUGGAGGAACUCGGUCUUAUGCAUGUGGCUGAUACAAAGAUUGGCACGGAGUUGGUCCGAGGAGUUUCUGGCGGUGAACGCAAACGAACCAGCAUAGGCAUGGAAAUCAUUGCCGACCCUUCCGUCCUCUUCCUCGACGAACCCACAACGGGCCUGGACGCCUUUACUGCUGGCAGUGUUAUACAGACUCUAAAGACGUGA
Messenger RNA from Dibothriocephalus latus, 345 nucleotides. The record is from the annotation of a GenBank genome assembly. NCBI's taxonomy places the organism in Eukaryota, Metazoa, Platyhelminthes, Cestoda, Diphyllobothriidea, Diphyllobothriidae.